AUAAGCAAUACGUCGUUGAAAACAAAACAGACAAGGUUGCCAAAAACUGCUGGGCAUUAGGUAAGACAAUCAUAGUAGAUUUGGGUAAUAGGAACAAUUUUAAAAUUUUUAUGAGAUCGCUACUAGAUAGUUAAAGGAAAAUUUAACAUUUGCAGGCAUCACCAAGAACUUUAUACAAAGUCAUCAAAAACAACAAUGGCAAAAUGACACUUCAAGAAUGCCAGCAUCGGCCUGGGUCUGAAAUGAAAUGAGCCAAGUCAUUCAUUCUUGCGAAAAUUUCUUGUACUCGGAUAAAGGAAUCACUAUCAUCCAAAUGCCAUAAAUUCAAUGACGGAAGUGGCCGUUAUCUAUUGAAAUAUGAAACAAUACAAACUACAAGAGCUGGUUGGAAAUACAAAGAAACUCCCACAUGCUGAGAAGCUCUUUUAUGAAACACUGAUAAGCUUCAGAAAGCUACCAGAAUGUGCCCAAUUGUUUUUGCCAUUACAGCUUCAAAACCACUUGAGAUCAAUAUCACGAAAAAGCUCCUCUAUAUCCAAUGGAAAAUAUGAAAGUAGCAAGCACAAUAGUGUGAAAAGGCAAUGUUCAAAAGAAGAUGAGGAAAUACAGAGUUAUGCAGAGUGGAAGGUUUUUGUAUCAUGGCUUAAACUGACCUCGUGGAAACACUUUCGGAGAUUCCGAAAAUCAGUUGUAUACAUCUUGCCAAUUGGUCCUUUUCCAGAAGGAUUACUAAAUGCACUUGUAUCUCCACAGUUUUCAUUUCUGCAAGCGCUAGUCUGUUUUGGGGAAGCAUUUUUCAGUGGAAUAUCUUUUCAGAUAUUACCAGAAAUUGAGUUCAAAGAAAUCGGAUGUACAACAAGAAUACACAACAAAACUGGCCAACUACAGCUUUUCUUACCAGAUGUAAUGGUGUAUUUAUCAAGCAUUGCACCCAAAAAUUCUGUUGGCAUAAUUGGUCUAAGCUGGGUAGAUUUCUAUCCUGGUGAUGAGUGGAAUCAUAUAUUAGGAGAAGGAUCAGUUCAUACUGGUUGUGCUGCAAUUAGUUUCGGGCAUUAUGCUAAAUUCAUAUCGGCAGGGUCUCAAAGUCCUUCUACCACUAGAGGGCAAAGCACGCCAAGCAUGACACUCAGCUUUGCCUCUGAGAAGAGUGGGACUGCCUCGAAAUCCGCGAAGGAUCAACUUGAUGCAAGGCGUGAAUCAGCGUCGUUUCAAGACAAAAGAUACCCUAAGUCGUUGCUUAAUGAUUCUUCGAGACGAAAAGCCUCUUCGUCAUUAAGCCUAAAAAUGAGAAAAGGUUCUGUGACAUCCGAUAUUUCCCUGAAUGGCCCACUGAGUCGUUCUAUAAGCAGCUACAAGAACCUUGGCUCUUUGUCCUCGAUAGAAAACUCGUGGACUAAACUGUUCUCAAGGUCGGUUAAUUCGCUAUGUUCAAGCUUGUCAGUUGAUGAUGCUUCAUAUGAUAUCAUAAAUAAAGAUGAAGCUGGGACAUUUUUCACGAGUCAAGUCAUGGAAGAGGACGUCGUUAAGCUUGCUUUGCCCGUUGGGACAGAGUUUCACUUAAGCUGCAAAGCAAUGUGGAGGAUAUUCAAGGCUAUGACGCAUGAGCUCUGCCAUGUUUUUGGCCUAAGUCACUGCAACUUUUACGAAUGCGCAAUGAACAGCAGUAAGUUUGUCUCAGAAGUUGAUGAGCAGCCUAUCUUCCUAUGUCCUGUUUGUUUGCGAAAGCUGCAAAAGUUUCUUAAAUUCAAACUUUCAGAACGAUACUGGAAGCUCCGUGCAGCGUUAAACGCUAUGCAAUCGUGUUAUAUGGAAAGCAUAUCCCUAACGAGGGCUGACUCCUUUGACGAAAUUGGCGACGAAGUUCUCGACUCUGAUGCAGCUGGUGAAAAUGAUGUCGAUAUCCCUGAAUAUUGUGGCUUGGCUGAGCAUGAGCCUGCAAGACAUAUAUGCAUCGAGGUCACACGAGAGAAAACUGACGGCUAUGACAUCAUCAAUGUAGAAUAUAAACAAAAGGGGAUCUCUAACACAGGAUCCAGUCAAGUUCACGACUGUCAUUUUAGAGAGGCCAUUGGAAAGCUAGAUGAUAUUAUUUCGUUUUUAAAUCGAAAUUAGCUACACUAAAGUGUGAUUUUUAAUUCGUAGUAUAUUGUUUAUUUGUUUUUAUGACCUGACAGAGAUGCAUUUAACAUAGUUUACAUUAAAACAAAUUUGUUAUAAACAUAUGUGAUUGCCAUGAUCAGUGUUUAAAGUAGGGAUCGUCAGGAGGGGCAGAAAUCCGUCGUUUCGCACAAUUUUUGUUGAAACCCGACAUCUCUGUCAUUUUUAGCCAAAAUUCUGUGUCCAAAAUUAUUGAUAACAAGCCAAGAUUUGACCGGGUCCCUUUUUGCAAGAAAACAGGUGGAAUAAUCCCGGAAAUCCGUAAAACUUUAUAAAACUUUAAUAUUCCCUGAGAAAAUCUACGUCCGGCAAGUGUUCCGGCAUGCCAAUUUUUUUAAAACCCUUAUGACCCCCAGUUUUAAAGGCAAUCUGUCACGACGUUGAUUGGUCAUAAGAACAAAGGGAUUUCUAUUGUUUCCAGUCCCUCUUUAAUUUAUCGCAUUGUAAAAAAUAUGGCGGAGCGCUGGAAUCGUGUUUAGGCUAUUGUUCCAGCUAUUGUUCUCGUUAACCAAUCCACAACGAGACAGAUAGCCUUAAAGUGUCUUAACAAAUUUCGAUUGGUUGCCAGAUUUGAUUGCUUUGACUUCAUUUUGGGAGCAUUUGCUCAAGCUAAUAAUCAUAUUAGACUGCUGUAAAUGCAUUCGAUAUUAUACCCUAGAAACCUAACAUCAGUACUUUGAUGAAUCCCAGGGUCACUUGGUGUAUAAGAAGGGGGCGAACUGAUAAAAACAGAUUCAAGUUAUUCUCUCACUCCAAUUGCGCAUGGAGCAGUCCGACGAGGAAGCAUUGGAAGUUCUUGUGCUUUCCAGCCUAUUUAUGAUUAAUAGUUUUCUCCAAUUUCAAAAAAGUAAUAAAAAAUAUCGCCAUGUUUAAUGGACAUCUUAAGCAAACAG
Messenger RNA from Rhopilema esculentum, 3050 nucleotides. NCBI's taxonomy places the organism in Eukaryota, Metazoa, Cnidaria, Scyphozoa, Rhizostomeae, Rhizostomatidae. The record is from RefSeq and is a predicted model, not a curated record.